Messenger RNA from Coccinella septempunctata (seven-spotted ladybird), 493 nucleotides. RefSeq lists its product as uncharacterized. Lineage: Eukaryota; Metazoa; Arthropoda; Insecta; Coleoptera; Coccinellidae. The record is from RefSeq and is a predicted model, not a curated record. The coding region runs from base 65 to 493 and encodes 142 amino acids. The transcript is spliced from 2 exons.
GUUGAGCCAGGUUGGUUUGGCCAUUCGCUCCUCAAAGCAUGAAGUAACCGGUCAUUCCCCAAAUAUGAUUGUCUUCGGAAGAGAAAUUUCAUUAAAGGGUGAAAACGCCUGCCCUGAUCGGAUUCAGUUCGACAGAUCAGCCUUGACUAAGGAGCGCGAACAAGCCUUCGCGAGGCUGUACGCGGAUGUCCAGAGAAAGUUGUCGCGAGCGUACGAAACCAAUAGCCGCACAUACAAUCUUCGACGACGGGAUGUUCAGUAUACGGUGAACCAAUUGGUGUGGAGGAGGAAUCAGGUGUUGUCCGAUGCGGCGAAGUAUUUUUCAGCUAAGUUGGCACCGAAGUAUGUUGGGCCUUUCUUGGUCUCGAAGCGAGUCUCCCCUUGGACCUAUGAAUUGCAGGGUGAGGAUGGUAAAUACCAGGGUGUUUGGCAUGUUAAGGAUUUGAAAUCUCACCCACCGGACCAACAAGCAACUGGACGCCUGUCAGACUAG